CUGUUUACGUUGCUUAAGGUCGUAGAUGCAAAAGAUUUGCACGCUUGUCACUUUUCCAUUGGUUUAGGACUUCAUUUUCCGUUUGGAACCGGUCCGUUUCAGUCGGCAGUAAUCUUACCUGUCCCAGAAUCUCUAAGCACAGUUCCUGAGGAAAAUAAGAAUAAGAAGAAGAAUCUCUGACACGCUUCACCUUGUACUUGGUCUCCUACACGUGGCAACUCCCUAUUGGCUUUGUUCAAGGGUGCCAACUACGAUGCCUGAGCAUCGGUUGAUUUCACUUUCUGAGUUUUAAAUAAAAGCUCACAACAAGUCUAGCAGCGUCCUUGCAACUCUCUGUUCUUUCAAAGGACAGUUGUCUUGGGUGAGAAAAGGUCAAACUUGGUAGGAAUUAGCUAGCUCUCGGUGUUGAAGCGAUAUGGCCAUUAAGGAAAAAGGGUUUGUCAAAGGUUGUCUCCCUGAGGAACUAAAGAAAGUGCUUCGAUCGGUGGCUACAAACUGGGAGGACGUGAUGGAUGAUAUGCAGGCGUUGCAGGUGAUCCAAUUGAGCGGUGCAAUGACCAAUAAAGUUUACCAGAUAAACUGGCCUACAAAGAAUGGUGAGGUUGUUAGAAAGGUCUUGGUCAGGAUUUAUGGUGAAGGAGUGGAGGUUUUCUUUAACAGGGACGAUGAGAUUAGGACGUUUGAGUGUAUUUCAAAGCACGGCCAGGGGCCUCGCCUUCUCGGUCGCUUCCCGGAGGGGCGGGUUGAGGAGUUCAUUCAUGCUAGGACAUUAUCCGCAGCUGACCUCCGAGAUCCUGAAAUUUCUGCUCUCAUAGCAGCUAAGAUGAGAGAAUUUCACAAUCUUGAUGUCCCUGGUCCAAAGAAUGGACUCAUCUGGGACAGAAUGAGAAACUGGCUCUGUGAGGCCAAAAGUUUGUGUUCUCCUCAAGAAGCGAAGGAAUUUUGCUUGGAUUCUCUAGAGGAGGAAAUUAGUAUGCUAGAGAAAGAGUUGUCACAGGAUCAUCAAGAGGUUGGAUUUUGUCACAAUGACCUGCAAUAUGGUAAUAUAAUGAUGGACGAAGAGACAAGAUCAAUCACUAUAAUCGAUUAUGAGUAUGCAAGUUACAACCCAGUUGCUUAUGAUAUAGCAAAUCAUUUCUGUGAAAUGGCAGCAAAUUACCAUUCUGAGACACCUCAUAUUUUAGACUAUAGUCAAUAUCCAGAUCUGGAGGAGCGCCAAAGAUUUGUGAGCAUAUAUCUGAGUUCAGCAGGCAACCUACACAGUGACACAGAAGUGGAGCAGCUAGUCCACGAUGUGGAGAAAUACACUCUUGCAAACCAUCUCUUUUGGGGCUUAUGGGGAGUUAUUUCAGAUUAUGUGAACAAGAUUGAUUUCGACUACAUGGAGUAUGCAAGGCAGAGAUUUCAUCAGUACCGGGUAAGGAAACCAGCAUUAUUGGGCUAUUCAUGAAGUGCUUGGCAAUCUUAGUGAAACUCGUAUAAAACUUCAUGAUUUCCUAGAUUUGGAAUCGGUAAGAAUCUAAACAUGUAGUAAUCCUCAUACGGCAGAGAAGCUGUUGUCGGAUCCACUUGUAACAAUAUAAUACCCCUUAUAAUAAUAAAGUGUGUUUCCACUA
This is a messenger RNA of Carya illinoinensis, 1616 nucleotides long. RefSeq names its product probable choline kinase 1. The transcript has 9 exons. Gene Ontology annotation, molecular function: choline kinase activity; ethanolamine kinase activity. Gene Ontology annotation, cellular component: cytoplasm. The record is from RefSeq and is a predicted model, not a curated record. Bases 416 to 1450 code for a protein of 344 amino acids. NCBI's taxonomy places the organism in Eukaryota, Viridiplantae, Streptophyta, Magnoliopsida, Fagales, Juglandaceae. Gene Ontology annotation, biological process: phosphatidylcholine biosynthetic process; phosphatidylethanolamine biosynthetic process.